This is a messenger RNA of Kwoniella botswanensis, 1398 nucleotides long. RefSeq lists its product as uncharacterized. The record is from RefSeq and is a predicted model, not a curated record. NCBI's taxonomy places the organism in Eukaryota, Fungi, Basidiomycota, Tremellomycetes, Tremellales, Cryptococcaceae. The coding region runs from base 1 to 1398 and encodes 465 amino acids. The transcript has 4 exons.
AUGGCAUUCACCAAUUGCGAUGUACCCAAUUGCAUCUAUCAGGCGCUGGUGCUAGAUAGCACAUGCCAAAUGUGCUAUGGUAGCUUUUGCUAUCAGCAUUGUGACAAUCAUCAGUGUCAUGAUGGCAAGAACCCAGAUGGCUCAGACAAAAUCACAGGCAUAGAAGACUGGUAUCAGCCCGAGGUAUCACAAGUUCUGCAUUUACUGGAUGUUGAUCUCAUCAAGAAGGAAGCUGAAACAAUCCGACGGGGCUAUACCGUACAUCAAAUCCAUAUACCAAAACACUGGAGACAGCUUAUCAUAAACUUCAGAGGGUCUUGCAACUUCCAUAUCAAGAUUGAUUUCGAGGAUGAUACAUCGCUUAUCUUGAGGAUUCGUCGACGAGCGGUACAUAUGUACCCUGAUGGACCACUAGAGCUCAACCUGAUGAGCGAAGUAGCUACCAACCGAGCGCUAAGCAACGCAGGUGUGGCUGUACCCACAGCAUACCCUAGACCAAAGGAUAGCAAACUUCAUCCCAGGUUACUUUACUGCUAUCAAGACUGGCUUCCCGGAGAUACCUGGCGUCCCUUUAUGUCCACCGCUACCUGUCAUUUGCCUCUAGAUGCAACAUCUGUCCGUCACGUCAACAGCAUUGUAGAAUGGUUCUUAUCGAUGGAGAAAUGCUCUUUUGAGAAAGUCGGUUCACUAUGUUUCGACGAUAACGACCAACAAGAUAUCGUCAUCGGACCACUCAUCGAGCGACAUCCUGCUUACACUGUUCCGCCCUAUUUUCGAGGACCGUUCAACACCCCGAAGGAGCGCUGGAUAGCUACUAUAGACAAUAGAAUUGGUCUAAUAUUGUCUCGAAAUUACUGCAGUUCCAACAGAGAUGUGAAACACUAUCUUGCUUUGAAAGCCGCAAGGCAGUUAGUGCAGAACUGCAAACAGCUAGAUAAUUCUGGUCCGUUCUAUAUCAAGCAUGACGAUGAUAAAUUCGAUCACAUAAAAGCUCAGGCAGAUGGUCAAGUCACGGGGAUACUUGAUUGGGAAUGGGCUUACACAACGAAUAAGGAGGAAGCUUUCGCUGCUCCUAACGGCUUCGUAUCUGCCGAAUAUAUCAAAGGGAAAAACGAUCAACUUUCAUGUCGAGAACACGCCAUGAUUGACGCAUAUAUCUCCAGAGGUCGACCUGAUCUUGCAGAGUAUGUCAGAAAAGGGAGAAAAUACCAUCGUUUAGUAGACCUGUUCAGAGACAACGUUAUCAAUAUCAAUAAUAUUAAUGCCCUGGAAAGAGCUUUCCUCGAUCUUCCUGAUGAUUAUGUUGGCCAGUCUCAGACUAUAGAAGAUUGGGUGGGACUCAUGAAGGAGAAGUACAAGGAUGAUGAAGGGUUGAAAUCACUCCUGGGAACAGAUUGA